GGAGUCUCCUCAAACGCUGUCAUCCCGAGCAGCGCUGAGACGGCGGCUCAAUCCCUAAACGCCCGGAUGAGAGCAGAAGGCGACGUUCAGGGCAACAUGGUCGCGUGAGUCGUGGUCAACCGGUCCAUUCCAUCCGGGUGGUUGUGGGCAAACGACGACGACAGCCACUGCUGGAAUCUGUGACAUUUUCGACGCGACCCACGGAGAGCGUUUCUGGGAAAAUACACAGGCAGCGAUAGAGACGUGGAGGCGGAGAGGAACGGCACAUUUCCCCCCUCUUUCUGCGGUGUCCUAUUUCGUUGCCCCAUCAAUUCUCUGUGAUUUCUCGUCUCUGACAUUCACUCGUCUCCCUCCACAUUGUCUGUCACCCUAUUUACUGACGUGAGGAUACAUGAAGGUGAAGGGUCGCGCGGACAGGCCGUCUCACACUUCGCUAUGGAAUGCUCCCCGCACCCACCAUCACUAGUCUCCACUCUCUGGACUGAGCUCCAAACGCUGAGUUAGCGGCUGGGCUUCUCCCCUCGAACUCUUUACAAACAGGGGACGAAGAGUGGACUUGGCUUAAGUCCUCCGCUAAAAGCGGACAAAGCUCUUUUUUAAAUUUAUUUGAGCUAUUUUAGUUCUCUCCGCUUGGAUAAAAAAAGAAAAUCUAUAAAUAUAUCAAGAUGGAUAUGGAAGGGUAUCUGUGGCUGGUCAUCCUUGGCUUCAUCAUCGCCUUCGUGCUGGCCUUCUCGGUGGGCGCCAACGACGUGGCCAACUCCUUCGGCACGGCGGUGGGCUCCGGCGUGGUCACGCUGAAGCAGGCGUGCAUCCUGGCGUCCAUCUUCGAGACGCUGGGCUCCAUUCUGCUGGGGGCCAAGGUCGGGGAGACCAUCCGGAAGGGCAUCAUCGACGUCAGCCUGUACAACGAGACGGUGCCCGUGCUCAUGGCGGGGGAGGUCAGCGCCAUGUUCGGGUCGGCCGUCUGGCAGCUGAUCGCCUCCUUCCUCAAGCUGCCCAUCUCCGGGACUCACUGCAUCGUCGGCGCCACCAUCGGCUUCUCCAUGGUGGCCAUUGGCACCAGGGGCGUGCAGUGGAUGCAGCUCGUCAAGAUCGUGUCCUCGUGGUUCAUCUCCCCUUUGCUCUCUGGACUCAUGUCUGGACUCCUCUUCCUGCUCAUCAGACACUUCAUCCUCAACAAGGAAGAUUCCGUCCCCAACGGCCUGCGAGCGCUGCCCGUCUUCUACGCCACCACCAUCGGCAUCAACACGUUCUCCAUCAUGUACACCGGAGCGCCGCUGCUCGGGUUGCAGAUGCUCCCGGUGUGGGCCAUCUUCCUCAUCACUUUAGCUGGGUCGCUGAUCUGUGCAGCUCUGGUCUGGUUCUUGGUCUGUCCCUGGAUGAGGAGGAAAAUAGCAAGUCGCCUAAAGAAGGAGCAGGCCCUCUCCAGGAUCUCCGACGAGAGCCUGGACAAGAUCCCCGAAGAGGAAGAGGAGAGCCCCGUCUUCAAGGAGCUGCCGGGGGCCAAGGGCACGGACGAGGCCGUGCUGUCGCUCACGGGCGGCGCCGAACGGAGCGCACGCGAGUUCAGCAGAGAACUCGCCAACAUGUCCAAUGGAGGCAACAUCCUGCCCAAUGGCAGGGCGUACGGCCGGACCAACUCGAUGACCAACGGCUGCCUCAAGUCGCCCAUCUCCAACGGCAGCUUCAGCUUCGACAGCGGCCACGUGCGCAGCGACGGCCAGGUGUACCACACCGUGCACAAGGACUCGGGCCUGUACAAGGACCUGCUGCACAAGAUCCACCUGGGCCGCAUGGACGACGGCGACCGCUCGGGCUCCAACUCGGGCCAGCCGGACAACAACUACCGCCUGCUGCGGCGCAACAACAGCUACACCUGCUACACGGCGGCCAUCUGCGGCAUGCCCGUGCAGCCGCUCGUCCGCUCGGAGUCCCGCGACGACAGCGAGAAGCUGGUGGGGGAGGGGGGCGGCCGGAGCAACAGCGUGUCCUACACCAAGAAGCGGGUGCGCUACGACAGCUACUCGUCGUACUGCAACGCCGUGGCGGAGGCUGAGAUCGAGGCCGACGAGGGCGGGAUGGAGAUGAAGCUGGCCACGGAGCUGGAGGGGCUGGACGAGGACGGAGCGCCGGCUCCCGUGCCCCUGGACGACUUGGCCGAGGAGGAUAACGAGGAGAAGGACAAGCCCGAGGUCUUCCUGCUGUUUCACUUCCUGCAGAUCCUCACCGCCUGCUUCGGCUCCUUCGCCCACGGAGGCAACGAUGUCAGUAACGCCAUCGGGCCCCUGGUGGCGCUGUGGAUGAUCUACGACCAGGGCGGCGUGAUGCAGGACGGCGACACCCCGCUCUGGCUGCUGCUUUACGGCGGCGUCGGCAUCUGCGCCGGCCUGUGGGUGUGGGGCCGCCGCGUCAUCCAGACCAUGGGCAAGGACCUGACUCCUAUCACGCCCUCAAGUGGAUUCACGAUUGAACUGGCCUCUGCACUCACAGUGGUGUUUGCUUCCAAUAUCGGAAUCCCUGUCAGUACCACGCACUGCAAGGUGGGCUCGGUCGUGGCCGUGGGUUGGAUCCGCUCCAAGAAGGCGGUGGACUGGCACCUCUUCAGGAACAUCUUCCUGGCGUGGUUCGUCACGGUGCCCUUGGCCGGCCUAUUCAGCGCCGCCGUCAUGGCCGUGUUCGUCUACGGCAUCCUGCCCUUCGUCUGAGGGACGCACGUCUGGGAGGGAGGAUGGAGGAGGAGGGUGGAGAUGGAGGAGAUGGAGGAGAGAGAGAGAGACACUCGGGUAAAAAAAAAUUAUCCAAGCUUGGGUGUCGGAGGUACAGAAAAUGGAGGGGGGAGACGAAGUGAGGGAAUGGGUGAGGGAGGAGAGAGAGAGAGAGCGAGAGAUCUAUUUGCCUCACUUGGGUUAGCUGAUCGGUUCCUAUUUAUUCUCUUCAUAAGAAAGUGAGCCGCCAACAUGUUUCACCCACCAUUCAAUCGGCUGCGACAACAAUGUGGGAGGUUUCCAGUCACUCUUUUCUGUCUCGUCAUAAACAAAAAAAACAACAACAAAAACCUAAAACAAGAUCCCGUGUUAAAAAAACAGACUGCGCGCGGACACUGCCGUAAAAAUCGUUCUACCAGCAACCGUAUCGUAGCCGGUCAAGUGCUCAUUAUUACUGUUCCAAAAUGCCAGGAAAAAAACCCCUGUACAUAUUGUAUCGGAUUGAGUGUGAUUUGUUGUAUUGCGGCUUGCUUUAAAGUAUAAAAAAAAGAAGAAGAGGAAGAAAAGAUGUGCGUGUGGUAAACCAAACCAUCCAUCGUCUCACUAGCCAGGGCCAAACGGAGAGGACGCCUCAGAGAGAGCGGCGGUGAGACUGUCACUCUGCCAUUUCUUUGUUUGUUUUGUUCACACAAUACCACAGAAACCUGAUUUGCUAAAGAAGUUGAUUUUUCUUUGUUUGUUUUUUUCUUUGUCAAGAGCUCCUGUAUGUUUUUAGAAAUGGAUCUCAUAUUUUUUAAUGAUGUAAUAUACUGUAAUUUGUACUGUAAAUACUGUCCGUAUAGAGUUUUGGGAGAGGUUUCACGGUUUGUUUUUAAGGAGGGAGGGGCGGGCUCGUCAUCAUGUCACAUUAUACAGUGUCUUUCAUCCCAGAGUACACACACACACACAGGCUGUCGUUUUUGCAGAAACGAUUUGAAGAAGAAGCAUUUAAAAAAAAAUACAUUAAAAAAAAAAGGGAUUUAACUGUAAAUCAAUGAAUCCACAUUCACAGAGAAACAUGGGGACGUUUCAUUCCUUCUGAUUCUUGUCGCAUCAGUAAAUUCAACAGGAUUAGCAGCUCCCUCUUGGAAUAAUGUUGAGCCACGUUAAAGAUAUUCAAAAGAUAUGCCGAAUGAGUUUUAAGCGCCGCAGAAACUAAGAAACACCCAACCAGGUGGUGCAAAAGGUUCACAUAUCUUCAUCCAUGUGCCUUUUAGUUUGAAACGAGCCUCUGCGCCACGUCAGACGUCAUUACCAAACGUGGUAUCAAGUGUGUGUGUGUGUGUGUAGGUAUAUACAAAUCAGCCAGUUAAUGCAGAGGUGGACAGAAAGGGGAUUCGAACCCCCGGCCCACACGUGUAGCUCCUCAGAAUGGGCCGGUUGUUGUUUUUGGAAUUGUAGAAGCGUUUUAGUCUGAUCUCCUGCAUUUAAAUACAAGUACUGAAGGUAGGGGGGGGGGGGAGGAUAUGACAGAAAUAUCACAAGACUUUUUGUCUUCGGAUCAUUAUUUUUGAAUGAAGCGGGUAUCAGGAGCGUUGGUACCGAUCAUCACCAGCUUUUUAACAAGGUCACCUCACCUGUAGAAGAACAAAGUCUAAAGCGUUUUUUAAUUUUAUUUUUAUUUGAACAAACCAUACCAGGUGUUGCAAGGUCUCUUUUUUUCUUUUUCUUGUGGUGUUUUUUCCUAAUUUCAUGUUGAACAAAUCUAUGCUUAAGUAGCCACUUGCCUUGUAACAUUGUUUUACUUUGUGCAGAUACGGUCAAAUAAUGAAGUACUGUGGUGUUUACAUGGUAACCAUAUUGUAGAGUAUCUGGAAUGAAUAAAAAACGUUGCCUAAUGAUGCCAAUGAAAGACGGAACUAUUAACCAUGAAAUAUUUUUUUUGCAAGUAAAAAAGAAACCUGAAGUGUCUAGAGAGAGAGAGAGCGAGUGAGUGAGAGGACUCGGUUGUUGUUGUUGUUGAGUAGAAGUAGUUCUAAUCAUGACCCCUGUCACUGUACACUGCUACUACAUGUUCAGUAAUGAAGAGAAUGACUGGAGAAAUCUCAUCAAGACGAUAUAUUUUUCUACCAUAUCUGAGUUUUAACCGAGCGAGCACACGCCGUGGGGGGCGGGGGGGGGGGCUUCCUCCGGUGCCCGCUAGUUUGACGUGCCAGAUGCCAAUUGAUCCGAUUUUUGAAAAUUACCAAUUCAAUAUUUUCGUUUCUUCAUUAUUAGAUGGAAAAACACUUUGUAAUUUUGUUUCCCUGUACCACUUAUUGAUCAUGAGCUGCGAAGGCAAAGUCUCGCGAGACUCUUAAAUAUUCAACGUGAUAACCGGACUAUGAGGACCAUUUGUUUCCAUGUAAAGGUAUGCAGUGAAGUGUUGAAUGCUGACAAAACAAUAUUUAUUCACGUCUAAAAAUGAAAAGCUGCACGGCUUCGUCACAACAUCGCAGCUUUAACUUUGACCCUCUUGCUCGUGGAUCCGCUGCGCAAAGGAUUGUGGGUCAGAGUCCAUGCAGAGUAGUAUGUAGUAGUUUGGUUGCGUAAACGAUGAGAUAAGACCAGUCACGUUUCUCACGGCGGGUUUGACUGGACAGAGGCCCUUCUUUUAACUCUUUGUGCGCGUGCGUCCAUGCAUUCUCAGUCCUGAUAGGCCAAACCGGAUGCGGGGGGGGGGGGCGGUGAAAAUGAAAAUGGUCGACGUUAAACACGUCUUAAUUGUAACAGCUCAAACUAUCACAUGUCAAAUGUCAAUGGAAGCAACCAAUGCGUGUCUUUUGUAGCCUUAAAUACUGAUAAUAGAAUUAAAAGUGACCGUAGGUGUUAUUUCUUAAAAGUUAAAACACUGAAAAGUCAGCUAAUAAGCUUUGACUAACAACCCCACGACUUGAUUCAAAUGCCUCUGAUUGGUGCACACAAAAACACGUGACAUCACGUUUUCCCCAACAAAGCCACGCCCAUUUCAAACCCGUCUGGAGGCCCAUCUGAUGAGGAAUAAUCCAAAACUUAUUUCUGAAAAAGAUGCAUUUUGAUGGUGAACACAAUCGUUCAACGUAAGAAGCUGAUUAAAAGAAAACUUUCUUUUGGGCCUUUAAAUGACCUCGUAGCAGGGAAACGGAAGUUGACAUUUCUUUCUCCCUGAAUUGUGCAAAUCCCCCGGUGGCGUAACAGCGCCCCCUGCUGCCCGGGUGGGAACCAGCAGCCUGGAAGUCUCUUGUGUCCUGGUCCGUUUGCCAUGUGCUCCUUGGCGGCCUGCAGACUUUACAAGCUCCGUGUUGUCCUUUUACUGUUUACUACUAUCUUAACUGUCCAGUCCUUCAAAAAGUUUGAAAAAAUUAAGAAAUAAACAAAAGAAUGAAUAAAUAAAAAUCUAAAUAAACUGUAGCCUGCUUCUACAAGAUCUUAAAGCUCUUCUGAUUUGCAUAUAUCGUACUGUAAUGUUUUAUUUAAGAUUUUAGUGAGUAAAAAAGAAAAGAUGUCUGCAUUUUAAACUAAAUUAUGGGAAUUAAAAUUACAAAGAAUACUUGAA
This is a messenger RNA of Pseudoliparis swirei, 6258 nucleotides long. RefSeq names its product solute carrier family 20 member 2 (gene slc20a2). Gene Ontology annotation, cellular component: membrane. The record is from RefSeq and is a predicted model, not a curated record. The coding region runs from base 666 to 2705 and encodes 679 amino acids. Gene Ontology annotation, biological process: phosphate ion transmembrane transport. NCBI's taxonomy places the organism in Eukaryota, Metazoa, Chordata, Actinopteri, Perciformes, Liparidae. Gene Ontology annotation, molecular function: phosphate transmembrane transporter activity. The transcript is spliced from 13 exons.